Molecule: messenger RNA, 735 nt
Organism: Dioscorea cayenensis subsp. rotundata (Guinea yam)
Lineage: Eukaryota; Viridiplantae; Streptophyta; Magnoliopsida; Dioscoreales; Dioscoreaceae
Exons: 1
Coding region: 1-735 (244 amino acids)
Source: RefSeq, a predicted model, not a curated record
AUGUUUUGGCUUGACAACUGGGUGGAGGGAUGUGCUCUUGCUGACAUUUGUCCUCACCUCUUUCUUUUAGCUCAGUCUAAGGAAGAAACUAUUGUAGAUUUUUUGAACAGGGGUCCUGAUCCCACUGUUUAUUACUUGUCUACGGUGAGUACCGUUCUCAACACUCUCCAUUCUCAACCCUCUUCUGGGAUUGAUGAAAGGCGUUGGAAGCUAUCUUCAAAUGGAAAGUUCUCAGUCAAAACUUUUUAUAACUUCUUGAACGAUGGAGGUCUCCGUUGUGAUAAGACCAAAGUCAUCCUUAAAGGAGAUUGCCCCAAAAAAGUUAAUCUCUUCAACUGGCUUGCGUUAGACAAUAAAAUCCUGACACUGGACAACCUUGCCUUGCGUGGUUGCAAUGUUUUGCCUACGACUACUUGUGUUAUGUGCCAUGCGGAUGUUGAGACUGCUGAACACCUCUUGCUCCACUGCCCUUUGGCUACUCAUAUUUGGACCUUCUUCGCUCAUUUAUUAGGUGCCCGCCACAUUCCUAGGUCUCUUGUUGACUUAUGGGGAGAUUGGCGACGCGCCGUUCCUAAAUCCUUGCUCCCUUUCUGGGAUUUGCUUGUGAGGGCUAUCAAUCGGAACAUUUGGCUAAAAAGAAAUGCACGCAUUUUCACUGCUAAUUGUCUUUCGAUCACUACUCGAUUCUUAAAAUUGAGCGUAUGGUUCUUUUUGUGGUUUUCUCGCACUCCGUAA